Oncorhynchus mykiss (rainbow trout) is the source of this 4164-nucleotide messenger RNA. RefSeq lists its product as uncharacterized. Gene Ontology annotation, biological process: dendrite self-avoidance; homophilic cell-cell adhesion; axon guidance. The record is from RefSeq and is a predicted model, not a curated record. Gene Ontology annotation, cellular component: plasma membrane; axon. Lineage: Eukaryota; Metazoa; Chordata; Actinopteri; Salmoniformes; Salmonidae. Gene Ontology annotation, molecular function: cell-cell adhesion mediator activity.
GCAGUCUUGGUCUGGUUUAAACAGGAAACAGAGGAAAAGGGAAGGAGGGGUUAUCAUCACGUAUACAGAUGAACUCUGCAGUGUUAAGAGUUUUGGUGAAAGAUGUGGAGCUAUUUCAAGCCUUUGUUGUUUUUUCUAAUGAUUCCCCUCACCUCUAGUGCAACAGCUACAGGUACAGUGAGAAGAGUCUCAGUGCCUGAGGAGCAUCGCCUGUACCUGGCCUGCAGUGGCACUGUUGACUUACAGUGGCGACACCAGGUCAACAGGAUCAUAGUCACCAAACAAGGCCAGUCGGUUACUUACACGAACCAACAGAAAUAUGACCUCCAGCCUGAUGGAUCUCUGGUUAUUAAAGAGCUGGAGCCAUCCGACUCUGGGGACUACCACUGCAACGACCAGCUAGUGGCAGACGUGGAGGUACUGAAAGGCAAAAACUUUGCGGUUUCUGCUGGACGAGCCCUAUUGCUUCCCUGUAUAGUAUCUAACAAAGCCAAGUGGAGGUGGUUCUUCAGGAAAGAUAGUCAUGCGAAACGAGAACCCAUCUUGACUCUGUUCAAGAAUGGGACCAUGAAAAAGGAGAGAAAGGACCCCCAGAAAAGGUUUUCCUGUGAUGAAGAUGGUUCCCUGCAGAUCCUCAAUCUGCAGCCAGGGGACUCUGGAGAGUACCUGUGUAAUGGAGAAAAGGCAGCCAAAGUAACAGUGUUGACAGAUCAUCUCAACAUCCAGAGUACCACUGCUCUUAUGCAAACAGAUGUUGUUGGGAGAGAGAACAGGGAGACACGCCCUAUAAAUGUUGUGACGAUAAUAGCUGUCAUUGGACUAUGCCUCGUGGUGCUUCUGGUUGGUCUGCUGUGCAAUUUGCUGAAAGGAAGACUGAGAAAAAGAAGAAAGAAAUGCAGUACAGUGACAGGACACAAGCAGGAAGGAACUGAACUCCAGACUAGGUGCUUGUCAAAUCUAGGGUCUGAUAUCACACAAAGUGAUGGGGAAGAAAGCCCUUCUCAUGUGGAAGACACUGAGGUUCAGUAUGCAUCUCUGGGUCGGCAGAACUGGAGGGAAAGAUUGAAGGUACAUGGAGACCAGAAUCACGUCAUCUAUUCCACUGUGGUCACUGCUAGACCAGCAUUCCAGGGUUUGGAGAGAAUAACACAUUGAUUUGACUGAUUGACUCCUUUACAAAACAGUUUGUUUUUUACCUCUUUGUAUUACAGUACGAGUACAUUUUACAAAGGUUGCUCUUUAAUCCUGUAAUAAAUGUAUUUGAGUCUUUCAAGAUACUAUUCUUUUAUCCAACUAAUUAUAUAUCCUGUUGGCUUAAAACAAUUAUAUUGAGAUUCUUUGGACAAAAAAAACAAUUAUUACAUUACCUUUUCCAACAUUUACAGAAACACUCAUACAUGCACAAAUCAAAAUACAAUCUUAGUUCCAUCAAGAACGGAUAUUUAAAGAACAAUGUCAGCAGAUGCACCAUACGCCUGAAUGAACGCAUUGGGCCACUGUUGCAUAGAUAACAUCUCCCUGGGCCAAUCCUGGCACUCCCUAAGGGCCUUACCAGUGUGCUUCAUACUGGCAUAGUGCAGACUCACUUCCUUAUGAAAUAAUAUAUAUGUCAGUGUUAGUGAUUAAAUAUUGACUUCAUGCCAUCCAAACCUCUCAGGCAUAGAUUUACAGUUAGACAAGUUUUAGUCCUAACGAUUCUGACUAACAGAAGUACUUUUACCUUGAGACUUGAAUUCCUGUUCACACAGGUGCUACACAAAUAUGUUGUUGUACCUGAAAGAGGAAACAAUUCAGAGGCAAUCGGCAGUUCAAACAAUAACAAAUGGGUUAUCCCGCCAUUGUUUUAGUAAAUAGCUGACCAAUGGGGAUGAAGAAAUAGAACCACUCUCAAAUUCAUAGACAGCGCUAUUGAUGCAAGGACUGACCACCAAUGAGAUCAAAAUGAUAUCUUUAAUCAUGUUGUAAUGAUCUUGGGUGAAUAAGCGCGGAUAUUGACUACAAUGUUUUGAGAAUAUAAAAACAAGAUUAGGAUUGGGGUUAUAAUUGGGGUUUUGAUCGGGUAAGACAGUUCAACUAAGCUCAUGAAGUUUUUAUUGAAGUUAUAUUGUUCAAGAAUCAAUGGGUAUAUAUAAUUACUUGAAGUCAAAAACAUUAUUUGUAACAACUGCAGAUUUGCAAAAGAUAAACUUUUAUUUUGUAAUGUCCCUUUAAGUAAACUAUUUACAAGUUUUAUGCGUUUACAUUCCCUUCUGUUUUUGCUGCUUCCAUUCAACCAUAACAAUAAUGGGGAUGAUCAAGAUUUGUUCAACAUAGACUGACCAGGUGAAAGCUACUGUGGGAAGCAUUGGGGUCAACAUGGGCCAGCAUCCCAGUGGAAUGCUACCGACACCUUGUAGAUUCCACGUCUCAAAGAAUUGAGGCUGUUCUGAGGGCAAAAGGGGAUGCAAGUCAUUAUUAGGAAGGUGUUCCUAAUGUUAUGUACAAUCAGUGUACUUUUACCAUACACCAUCUUGUUUAUCCAGUCACUGCAACAGAAAGUGAAAGUAAGAAUUACAUUUCACAGCACAGUCUAUGUAUAGGUGAAAUUACAAGAACAUACGCCUUUGUGUCGGAUCACACACAGGAAGGAUUUUUCUGCUCUCUGUGAAGUCUUCUUACCGUAAAUGUUUUCGAGAUUUCUAACUCUCACCAUGCCAAAUGUAAAUCUCAUCUUGGAGGCUCUGUCUGCUGUCUCAGGUUGCAACGUGGAAUCAGCCACCGCGGGAACACUUUCACUAACCCCACAGGACUUUGUCAAUGUGGUCGCACUAAAGGAGUUCUACGUACAAGAGGGCCUUCUAGAGUUGGAGUACCCAAGUUUGGGGACAUUGUCUUUAAAAGGUGCCUUAGCUUUACCUGAUGCCCCAUCCGCCGCAUCCAUUCCACAAACCACUGUUUCUGUGAACGUGAAUGAGUUCCUUGAUUCUCGGUAUGACUACGACUUUACAAAUGUUAAGGAUGGUGAAGCAGUGUUUACUCGGGGAAAGGAGCAGUACGUCCGACCCUGUGGCUGGAACCGCAUUGCCCUGAAGGUGUUGAACAAAUACAGGGAUGGAGAUGGAUGGUUGGGGACCGGAGACGAGGCCUGGCCAGUGUCCUACCACGGACCUGCUAUGGACGGAUCCCAGGGCAUCAUCAGGAAUGAUGGAGAUGGAGAUGGUGCUACUGUCGGAAGAGGAGUGUACUCAACACCGGACAUUAACGUAGCUGAGAAGUUCUCCAAGAGGUUUACGUCCAAAGUAGAUAACAAAACCUACAAGGUGGUGCUACAGAAUAGGAUCAACCCCCAGAAAAGGCAACAGUGUCGGAGAGAGAGUUACUGGCUGGUUUAUGUGCCUGAGGGAUCAUCUCCUGUUCAAGAGAGAGCUAUUGUGGAGAACUCCAUCCGUCCUUAUGGUCUGCUGCUUAAGGAAGUGUUGUAAUCAAGGCAGACAAUGUUUGAUAGAUAAGUAAAUAGGUUUGCCUUAAUCAUACUCAGUAUGAUCAGAAAAUGAAGAGAUGUAACAUCAGAUCAAUACAAUUCUAAAUCAACUAAGUAACAAGGUUAAUUUGUUAUAGUCAUAGGAUUAGCAUACGAUUGCUUGAGAUUUUUGCAGUGUAAAUGUAGCCUUUACCUGAUAGGCUACUAAUAUGGAUGUGUUCAAAGGUAAUACAAUGACUUGAAAUAAGUGUGGAUUGUUUAUUUACAUUGUACUUUAUUUCCAGUGACCCGCCUCAUCUAACCACAUAGUUUCAACCAGUUGUUUUGGGAAAAGAGUGCUUUCGAAGUACUUAUAACUCCAAAAUGUUAGUUUGGACAACGCAGAAAAAGACUUCACUAUUGAAAAGCUGUUGUUACAGCAUCAAUACAGCAACAAUAUACUACCCUGCCACCUAGUGGUACUCUCAUGAUAUUUAAUUCCAAUUAUUGACUUCCAAUUUGGAUUUUUUUUAAAUGUAAUCAAUUUUAGAAUAAGGAUGUAACCUAACAAAAUGUGGAAAAAGUCAAGGGGUCUGAAUACUUUCCCGGAGAAACUGUAUAUGAACAAUUAGCCUGCUAGUUUGUUGGUGUCUCUUUCAGUAAUCUAGAUGAAGAUAUGCUUAGUGAUUUGAAAAUGCAUUAAUAAAUGGUUUAUUCACAUUAAA